Messenger RNA from Sugiyamaella lignohabitans, 5397 nucleotides. It is a transcript of the gene MEC1, whose product is annotated as protein kinase MEC1. Gene Ontology annotation, biological process: DNA damage checkpoint signaling; telomere maintenance; protein phosphorylation. The record is from RefSeq and is a predicted model, not a curated record. Gene Ontology annotation, molecular function: protein serine/threonine kinase activity; protein binding. Gene Ontology annotation, cellular component: nucleus. The transcript has a single exon. Bases 1 to 5397 code for a protein of 1798 amino acids. NCBI's taxonomy places the organism in Eukaryota, Fungi, Ascomycota, Dipodascomycetes, Dipodascales, Trichomonascaceae.
AUGUCUAGCUCAGAAGAUAUCAGUGAGCCUGCCGUAUGGAUGGGGAAAUGGGUUUUUUUGCAUAUACUACCAGUACUAGGACCACGGCUUGUUGGAUGGACUGGGAAUAGUGAGGUAGUCACUCUGUUCAUUAACAUUGUUAAGCGGUGCUUGCUAGUUUUAACAUCUGCACCACCGUUCUGGCCCAGACUUGAGGCAUUUAAAAAGUUUUUGAGGAGUAUAAUGAAUGAGGUGCUUGAUAAGAUGACUGUUAGUGAGAAUGUCAGUGGGGAUAGUUUGAUGACAGGCAGCGAACUUGGACGAGAGAGUGUCUGGGAUGGGUUUGGUAUUGGCAAUAGCAUCUCCAACAAUGCGAGAGGGCUUGUUGCUUGUUUGUCUAUGGUCCAGGCGCUGAUGGAAGCAGAAACAAAAUCAAACUCUCACUCUCUUAUACUCAAUGACUCGGAUGUUCUCAAACUACUGACCUAUCUGAACAAACUGUGGCAACAAAUGCAUAUACUUCUUGUCUCUUUGGAUGAGAAGAAGUCGGCUUCACAUGACACAUUAUUAUCUCUUUUAGAAGAGGGACUGAUACGAUUCUGGACCAUUUGUUCACGAGCGAUUGAACUAAAAGAGCAUGUUAAAUUCGGUUCCAGUUUCGCCAGUGCUGGGGUCAAAGCUAUGGACAGCGUUCCCAAGUGUUUGGUCCUGUCAGGCAAUAGUGUGCUUGAUGUGUGCUGUGCAGAGUUUGUGUUAGUGGUCCGAGUGCGGAAGCUUCAAAUUAACGUCAAUACGGUGGGUCAAAACUUCCAAUUUCAAUCCGAAGAUGAAAAAAUAAAUUCGAAUUUGCUCAAAGCAUGUCUUAGUUUAUCUUCUGCCUCAGAAUCAGUAGCCACUGUCAAAAAUGUGCGAUUUUCCUCCUCAUAUAUCCAGAAUCUUAGGGAUAGCUAUCUGAACUGGCCAGUUUUCCAGGAACCACCUGUUGUAAACCCUGAUAUGUCGGCUAGUCAGGUAGUUUUUGAAAGAGCAUUUCUCAAUUGCACCCCCCUCAAAAAGCUACCAUCAGAUAUUUCCACUAAACUUGCAUCUGGUUCUCUAAAGGACAUUACUUUAUUUAUUUCUUCUUCAAUAUUCACGGCAUUAUCUGUUCCUGAUAAGCAAUUAAUUAUACGACACAUUGGUGUGCUUGGAUGUAUGCUCUCGGAAUCAUAUGUUUCGAGCAUUCAAAAGUGUAGAGUAUGCGACAGACCAACCCCCGUGCUAGACAGUGACAGACCAUCAUUCAAUGAAGGCUUUCACGAGCUGUUUCUAGCUCUGAUCCACUCGGACCAUUUUCAGGAAGAGUCAGGGCUCCGACUAGAGACUUUGCAUGCAAUGAAACGGGUAUAUACGUCGUAUUGCCCGGAUUUUGCCUUUAACAACAAAUCUGAUCUAGGAAUAUGGCUUAUUGCUUGUCUGAGAAGCACGUCUCGUGAAAUUCGUGUAGCUUGUACCAGAAUUCUUCCUUGUUUCAUAACUGUACCAGACCCCCAGGCUGAUCUACAAGCAGAUAAUAUUUUCAAAUUUCUUUCAUCUAUUAAUUUUGAAGCUGACACAUAUUUAUUCGAAACUACUAUAAUGGCAUGGGGUCAAAUAGCUAGACAUUCACGCGGCGACCGUUUGAAUUUCAUUUUAAUGCGACUGCUAGAAUACCUCGGCUCAAGUAAUGCAUUUCAUAGCUCAGUGGCCUACCACGAAAUCACUGGAAUUGCCAGAUCUAAAAAUCUCACAUGCUGGCAGCUCUUUACUCCAUUCUGGUCGACAAUAAGUGUGGUUAUCGUGAAGCAAAUGGUGGUCAACAAGUCCCUUCUAAAACGAUUCGCAGAGCUACUUCAUAUUCCCACCGUCGAUUUCUUGCAAAGGACAACUUCAUUUACGGUUCCAUAUCUUGUAUUAGCCAAGAAAUAUGAUGCCGUUGAAAUGAUUGCAGAGGCUUGUGGAUCUACCAGUAAGAAGAUUUAUCUUGAUCAUGUACCAAUGAUUUUGGCGGUUCUACUCACACAAGAUGUACCAAAUCCAGAAGUUUUUGCUGAACAGCGAUGGCUAGAUGCUGACCCAUCAUUUGGUAUCGUCGAGUUUGCAGACGUGAUUAGUCCCAAUAUCCAGGGUCUUUCUUUUGAACUUCUGAAGCUCGCCCCUAGUAUCGGACCUGAGGGUGUGAUUUCAGAGACAGGCGAUGAAACAUCGCAUGAAAGCGGGGUCUUGCAUCGGGACUAUUAUGACAAUGGCAAGGCCCUUAGAAUUGAGAACGCCCUAAAAUAUCUGGCAUCGAUGAAGUAUGGAUUAGACGGAGCCAAAAGUCUACCACUGCUCUUUAGCGAGGGUCAUGUGCUGCAGCUUGUCGCCCAGUUCGCUGACACGGUUCGAAAUUUGUCGGGACGUAAGUCGUAUACUGUCAAAUUACAAUGCAUACGGGGAAUAUCUAUGAUGAUGAGAUUUGCUGACUCUAGUCUAUCUAGUGCUGUUCCUCAGAUCUGUGCUUUUUUGCAGUCUGCACUCGACACUCAAGAACUCCAGCAGACAGCUCUCCAAGCUUGGCAUAUCAUGACUGAUGAAGUCAACGACCUGGAAUCGAUAUUAGAUCUAACCUUUUGUGUGGUAGUUCAGAAAUGGUCACAAUUGUUACCGGCUGCUAGAAAAGAAGCACAAAAAAUGGUAGAAAACAUUAUCGUUAACAAACAAUCGAAGCUGUUGCCAAUACUCCCUACAAAGGGUGUUCCAUCGUUAGCGAAUAUUCCAGAGUUGCAGAACUUGCAUGACCUGAUUCGAAAGCAAUAUCCUAAAUUUCAGGGUGUCUCACAUUUUUACUUUUCACUCAGCCAACUUGUACAACGGAGUAAUAGUGAAAACAGAUAUGUUGUUCGACAAACUUUACAAGAAUUGAGCGAAUUGCUGUUAAAUUAUCAGGAUGAGAUCCAAGCCAGUCUCAACCGUGAAAAGCUUCUUGAUCAUAUCAAGUAUGCUAUACGUUCAUUGUUGAACAUCACCUUCGCAUUUAGAUCUUCGGAUACCGAUAUUCCUCUAUUGUGCUCCCAGUGCCUCGGUUUGAUUGGUGCUAUUGACCGUCACAAAGUAGACAUCAGUCCGGAACAUGAUAGUCUCAUUGUUCUCCACAAUUUCGACGAAGCCAAGGAAAGCAUAAUGUUUGUAUCCAAAAUGAUCGAAGAAUUUUUGAUUCGUUCUUUCAAAGCGUCAACCGAUCCCAGCGUUCAAAUGUUUCUUGCAUACGGCAUUCAAGAAUACUUGAAGUUUUGUAACAUAAAUGAAGAUAUUGUGCAAGGCAAAGAACCCUCAGAGGUUUGGGAAAGGUUUUCUUCUUCAUCUAAGCCGUAUUUGAUCCCUCUUGCUUCAACUCGUUACUCAGCACCUGCGCCUCCAUUGCCAAAUGAGAGUAGUCCGAUUUUCUCAUCUUCAAUCUCGUAUCCUCGUUGGUUGCAGGCUUUCACUUACAGCUUGAUGUCUAAAGCUCGAGGUGUAAAUGCUGGCAAUAUUUUCACAGUUUGUCGAAAAAUGGUAAGAGAUAGAGAUCAUUUCCAAUCUUUGUUUGACUUUGUAUUACCUUAUGUCUCACUAAAUGUGGUUAUUGGUGGUACAGAGCAUGAUAGAAACGCUCUCCUUGAUGAGAUUUCCAAAAUUCUCACAACCACUUCUCAUCCUUUCGACGACAUGGGUCAGUUCCAUAGACGGAUAUUUACAAUUCUUGAUUACUUUAACAAGUGGAUGAGAGCUAUGAAGAAAAUGAAUUCCAACAGGCGACGAGCACAACCAAUAGAGCAAGCAGAAUCAGUUGAAAUAAUUGACAAAUUUUUACGAAACAUUAGUCCAGAUCUGAUGGCACAGCGGUCUUAUGAAUCGAAAUCAUUCCCAAGAGCAAUUAUGUACUGGGAGCAACACCUCAAGGAUUCCUCGUUACCAUCGGCAAGUGAGCUUGCAAUUUAUUCCAAGUUCCAAGAGAUAUACGCUCAAAUUGAUGAGCCUGAUGCGUUUGACGGAGUAACGACUCUUAUUCCCUCACUAGGGCUUGACAAACAAAUCCUUCAGUAUGAAACAACUGGAAGAUGGCACGAGGCUCUCGAGUGUUACGAGGUGCUAAGUGAAUCAGAGGUUUAUAAUUGGGAUCUUAACACUGAGUUAAAGAUGUUCAACUGUAUGAAAGAAAGUGGACGAUACGACGACCUGCUCACGAGACUAGAAGAUUCAGUUAGGCAGAAGUUUGAUGUCCCCGAGCAGCUUAUAAGUUUGGGAAUAGAAGUUUCAUGGCUAUCAGGAAGAUGGCAGUCUCUGGAGAAAUGGUUGUCUUGCACGACCAAUGAUACUUAUGAGUCUAAUGUCGGCAAUGCACUUCUUGCGCUUCGAGAGAAGCGGGCCGACGAGCUCCAGCACCGAAUUGUUCGAGCCAGGGAAAAGGUUGCCAGCGGGCUGUCCUCUAAUUAUGUCACAUCGUUGGGCCAGUGUACUGAAGCAUUUGUUCGACUCCAUGCCUUAGCAGACCUGGAGAGCAUUGGGAGUCUUGCGUGUGCUUUGUCUGGAUCCGAUGAGCUGAGGCAUGAAGACUUUUCAGUGCGAUUGGAUAAACGUCUAGCAGUUGUUGGCCCAGAAUUUGAUGCGCGGAGAUAUUUGCUGGCACUUAGACGGUCAGCAGUUUCGGUAUCUGGACUGAUUUUUGCUUCUCAGGAAGUGGCAAUGACAUGGGUUAGCAGUGCCCACGAUGCGCGGAAGCAGGACCAGCCAACCUUGGCUCUUCGAGCGAUUUUGCAAGCGACUGCCCUUGAUAAUCGUUUGGCUAAAGUAGAAUAUGCGAAGCUGUUGUGGAAGCAAGGAGAGCAAAGGAAGGCAGUUACUACAUUGGAAAGUGCUGUGGAUCGUCACUUUUUAUAUGAGGAAAGCAGGUUUAUUCAAGACCCAGACGUAUCGAAAGCUGAUGCUAAAGCGGCACUGUUAUAUACUAGAUGGAUUGACUAUUCUGAUCAAGCUGACAGUGAUACUAUUCUAUCAAAGUAUCAAGCUGUCACGUUUGUUAGUCCUAAAUGGGAAAAGGCAUACUAUCAUCUAGCAAGAUAUUACAACAAAAUUUUUGAUUAUCAGACAACAUUGGCCGAAACAAUGCGUACAGAUGCUUACUUAGAUGGGUCAUUGGUGAAUUUCAUGGUUAAAGCGUACUGCCGGUCACUUCAAUACGGUGCCAAGUAUGUCUAUGAAACAAUGCCUAAACUUAUUACCAUUUGGUUAGAUUUUUCCAGUGUUGCCAAUAAACUUUCAGUCAGUAAUUUCAGCAAUGGUACGAAAAUUCUCAAGGCCAGAAUAGAAUCUUCAGAAUCCAAUAACUCCAAUGUCCGGAAACUAGCAACUAAGAUUCCCUCUUACAUGGUAAGUAACUAA